This is a messenger RNA of Mus musculus (house mouse), 3153 nucleotides long. RefSeq names its product T cell immunoglobulin and mucin domain containing 2 (gene Timd2). Gene Ontology annotation, biological process: vesicle-mediated transport; symbiont entry into host cell. Gene Ontology annotation, cellular component: plasma membrane. NCBI's taxonomy places the organism in Eukaryota, Metazoa, Chordata, Mammalia, Rodentia, Muridae. The coding region runs from base 298 to 1215 and encodes 305 amino acids. The record is from RefSeq and is marked validated. The transcript is spliced from 9 exons.
ACUAUGUAAACGGAGUUGGUCUUGAACUCAGAAGAUCCACUUGCCUCUGCUUUCCUGAGUGCUAGUCUUUUAAGUAUUUUUUUAUAAUCUCUUUAAGUUGAACAUAUACAAUCAGGCAAAAGGAUGGUAGAACUAGAGAGACUCAGUUUUCAAACAAAAUAUUGAAGGUGUGGCCAGGAGAUAAGGAUGGAAUUCUGGGACAGAUUCCUCUUUAUCUAUCAGCAGCUCCAUCAGCAGCAGAGGAUUAGAAGGAGACACUAACCAGAAGCUACGGCUCUCUCCUAACUGGUCAGUACCAUGAAUCAGAUUCAAGUCUUCAUUUCAGGCCUCAUACUGCUUCUCCCAGGUGCCGUGGAGUCUCAUACAGCAGUGCAGGGGCUGGCGGGUCACCCUGUCACACUUCCAUGUAUUUAUUCGACACACCUUGGUGGAAUCGUUCCUAUGUGUUGGGGCCUAGGGGAAUGCCGCCAUUCUUAUUGUAUACGGUCACUUAUCUGGACCAAUGGAUAUACGGUCACACAUCAGAGGAACAGUCGAUACCAGCUAAAGGGGAAUAUUUCAGAAGGAAAUGUGUCCUUGACCAUAGAGAACACUGUUGUGGGUGAUGGUGGUCCCUAUUGCUGUGUAGUGGAGAUACCUGGAGCGUUCCAUUUUGUGGACUAUAUGUUGGAAGUUAAACCAGAAAUUUCCACGAGUCCACCAACAAGGCCCACAGCUACAGGAAGACCCACAACUAUUUCAACAAGAUCCACACAUGUACCAACAUCAACCAGAGUCUCUACCUCUACUUCUCCAACACCAGCACACACAGAGACCUACAAACCAGAGGCCACUACAUUUUAUCCAGAUCAGACUACAGCUGAGGUGACAGAAACCUUACCCUCUACUCCUGCAGACUGGCAUAACACUGUGACAUCCUCAGAUGACCCUUGGGAUGAUAACACUGAAGUAAUCCCUCCACAGAAGCCACAGAAAAACCUGAAUAAGGGCUUCUAUGUUGGCAUCUCCAUUGCAGCCCUGCUGAUAUUGAUGCUUCUGAGCACCAUGGUUAUCACCAGGUACGUGGUUAUGAAAAGGAAGUCAGAAUCUCUGAGCUUCGUUGCCUUCCCUAUCUCUAAGAUUGGAGCUUCCCCCAAAAAAGUGGUCGAACGGACCAGAUGUGAAGACCAGGUCUACAUUAUUGAAGACACUCCUUACCCCGAAGAAGAGUCCUAGUGGCCCUCUGAGGCACCUUCUGCCUGAGAUUAAAGAGACUGUCAGUGAUAUCACAGCGUCCAGAGCAAUUUUCUGUGUUGGUUCUUCCAGCUGUAGUGGAGAGGGUAACCCUCUACUGUGUACACUCAACUCAAGUUUAACAUCAUCCUAAUUCUUGUAUCAGCACCGCCUCAGUGUCUCCAUUCACUGCAGCGAUUUUCUCAAAUGUGAACAUUUCAGAGGGUUGAUUUUUUUUCUGAGUCAACACAAUUACUGAUAAUACAGAAAUAGUCUUGGUUAUUUAAACCAUUAAGAGAGAAAUAAUAUUUAAAAGUUUAAAAAAAUGUGUGGGUGGGAGGGAAGUUCUGAAUUCAGAAGAAUUUCAUAAUCAUGUUUUAUCUAUUUUAUCAUACUUUGAAAUGUCACUUCCCCCAUCUUGCCCAAAGGGCUUCAAUAAUGAGAGCAUGGAGGUUUUAAGGAAAUCUAAUGUCGCUUUUAGAGGUGGCAAAUUUCUCAUACUUCUGGAAAUAAGAUCAUUUAUUAUGCCGUUGGUCUUAGGAUAAGGGUGGGUGUUCAUUAUUAGGAGAGGUUAUCAUGGUGACUAUGGACCAGGCACACAUCAGGGGAAGAAAAUAAUGGAUCAAGGGAUUCAGUUCAUUGGUGCUAUUUCUACUCCACUUCUGUCUUGGUGCUUACUGUUCCUAAACUUACCCACUGAGCUCUGAAUUAGGUGCUAGGAGGAGAUAGUGAAGAAAUGAAAGGGGAAGGAAAGGCAAGAGAGAAGGGCACAGGCUCUCUGCUGAGAGAAGCCUUAUGGCAGGUGUGACAGUAUUUGGGACUAUCUACUUUUCAUAAUGAAGCAAUUUGUCACAAUCAAUAAAAUAUUUGGUUUUGCUAAGAACUAACAAAAGUUGUUGCAGUUUGGUUGUUGAAAAGAGCAGAUUGGCUAGAGUUUGUUAAUGUCUAUAUCAGUCUGCAUGAUUCUUGACACCGGAUCAGAGACAUUCAACCCAUAGCCAAGGAGAGCAGGGUGCUGGAUCUUAGUACAGACUCCCAGUGCUGUACUAUGGAGUUCUAGGAAAUGAAUGUGUGUCUGCUUCGGGUUUGUUUGGCUGUUUGGUUGAUUGGUUGGGUGGUUGAUUGGUGAGUAGGUUUUGGUUUGGUUUGGUUUGGUUUGGAUUGGUUUUUAAUAUUUGCUUGUUUGUUUGUUUUUGUUUUUGAAAAGUCAGAUAGUGAGUGGAAAGUUGCAUUCUGUCUGGGUUUGCCAAUGGAGCCUCCUUCAUCUGCUGUAAAAAUAAUUAUGCUUAAAGUACAUUGUUUUAUUUUUCUUAAAUAUGCAGCGAUUAUACAUCAAAGAAUGUUUUUAGCCAUGACAGCCCUGAUUUGUAGCUUCCCUAGAAAUACUAUGGAUGGUGAAAGUACAGGAGUUAUAGUCUACAGCUUGAUUUUAAAAGAGGUUUUAAGAAGCUAAACCUAUUGCAUCUUAAGACCAGCCUCCAUCUUAAAGAAAAAAAGCCUAGGAAAAUGACCUACAGCUGAACUCAUGCUACACCCAAGUGCCAGGAAGGACCCCAUGUCCUUGGCCCAUAACCCAGAGUUACUCCCUAGCUACUUCCUAGCAACAGUCAAUCAAAGAUUAGUCUGACUGUUUCAGAUGUACUUUCCGACCAUUUGUGAUUGCCAUGGUCUUGCUUCAGAGCAUGCACCUGAGAGCUGACAGUACUCAUUCUGUUAGAUGCUCGUCAGACUAGACACCCCUCACUUGCUCCUAUUCUACUGUAAAACUCUUUCCAAAUGAGGGUUCAGAGUUGCUUCACCAAACCGUCCUAUGCUUAGCAGUAAGGCCAAACUCCAGUGUAAAAUAAAGAGACCCUAAGGGGAUCGUAUUGUUAUUUGGCUCCUUGGUGGUCUUUUGAGGUUCAUAAAUGCUUCCAAGCACAAUAUUAGAAGUUAAACUUU